AUGGCGCCCAAGAGCAGAAGGAGUGCAAAGCGAUUAAGGCGUGUAACUGUCCAGAGAGAAGCGGCUAGCAUAGAAUUCAUUUCUUAUUGCAUUUCGACCACAACUGCUCGCUUGAAAUUUUUCACACCUCAGCACCGCACUGACUCACACAAGGCGACCAUGAGCACACCCGAAAUACGUGAAAAGACUUCAAAGGAUUAUGAUGAUGAGAAAGUUCAAAAGGUGGCCGUACAAGAGCUUGACAAGAAGAAAAUGGAUCUUGCUAGAGCCAAAGUGAAUAAAUCGAAGGCAGCUAGAGCACAAGCUAAGCAGGAAGAAAAGAACUGGAUAGAAUUUCGCAAGCUUCAGGUUUUGUAUGAUUGUCGACCGAAGUCUCGGGCAGCGUCUGUGCGUGAUGAUGAUUCAUUCCCGCGACGUCGACGUGGUGUCUCUAUGGGUUUCGGAGAACGUAAGGCAUAUUUCUUGGCGAUACGUCCGAAUCCAAAGUAUGCCACUUGGUUUGGAAAGAAGAAAAAUUGGCAGAAUAAAAAUGAAGUCAAAAAAGAGAAGUUUCUGGCCAAAUCCAGAACGCAGCAUUGUGAAGAUACACCACGAUCUCAAGUAUUUUGUGUCCCAGUGGCAAAAGAAGACCGAACUAUUCUUGAGGAAGACGACGAAAAUAUCAUCGAAAAGAAAGGAAAUCAUGCUUUGAAUCCGCUUGUAAACGGCAUACCAUUCUGGAUCGUUCCCGAAGAAGAAGAGGAGCUGAAUGAGGAAGAUUUACCCAUAGAUAGAGAUCUGAUAGAGAAGGUUUUGGACGGCACAUUCAAUAUCGCAUCGAAUACGUUAGCCCGCAAAUGUUUUGAUCCUUUCUCCGAAACAGAAUCGUACAAAAAACUUGACAAGUUUUUCACGAGAGAUCUUAUCAUCGGAGACACAGUCAAAACAGUUAUAAAUCUUCUAGAAGAGCCCGAUGAAAAUUGCAUAGCACAAGAAAAUACGAAGAGUCUCGUCACAUGGGGAGCGCAUGUGCUUGUGUCUCAAUUCGAUAUGAACAAUCGGAAAAAUGAAGUUCCGCAGAACCUACGAAUUGAACCGCUCAGAGAUAUUGUGCGAACGUCUCCGGCGAUAACGAGUCAAGCAAAAGAAUUUUAAUUUUCUGCAUAUGAAAAUAGGAAAACCAAAUCAUCGUUCAUUAAUAGGUCUAAGUUCUGAUCGCUGGAAUUGGAGUAGAUUGCUCGUGAGAAUAAAUAGUGGUGG
Cylicocyclus nassatus is the source of this 1239-nucleotide messenger RNA. The record is from the annotation of a GenBank genome assembly. Lineage: Eukaryota; Metazoa; Nematoda; Chromadorea; Rhabditida; Strongylidae.